AUGGAUCAAACCUUGAAUUCUGGCUCAGCUACAGAAGAAACAUCUUCAAUAAAAGAUGUUUCAACUCACGAGUUGAAGACAGCAAAUCAUGCAUAUGUGCUGGAUCCGAUUGAUUCUUGGAUACCAUGUCAAGUAGUUGAACGCAAAACAUCAACUGAAGUUGUUGUCAGCAUACCCCAAUAUAGGAAUCAGCAAGCAAUCAAAUGCGAUGGAGGACGGAGUGCUUUGCGAAAGAAGAACAAAAUAAUUGAUGUCAGCAAGUAUUCCAAUCAAGCAUUGCCACUUCAAAACGUGGACGAAGAUGGGAGAUUGAAGCAAGUAGAAGACAUGGUGGACUUACCUUAUCUGCACGAAGCGGCUAUCCUUUACAACUUGAAAGAACGUCAUAUUAAGUCUCUCCCAUAUACAAGAACUGGUGAUAUUGUACUUGCAUGCAAUCCUUAUCAAUGGUUUCAUGAUCUGUAUAGCUGGAAACAGCACCAACAGUACGCGCAUGUUUUGGUUUGGAAUGAUACCUCCUUGGGUAGUAGUGAUAUUGCAGUUGAUCCGCGAACCUUGCUCAGGCCUCAUGUCUAUGAGGCAUCUUGUUUGGCGUACAAGGGACUCCUGCGAAAUGGGGAGGACCAGUCAAUUCUUGUGUCUGGGGAAUCGGGAGCCGGGAAAACUGAGACUGUAAAAAUUUUGCUUGGCGACUUGGCGAGUGUUCAAAGAGGCCCAACUGCGAACUCGGAAGCCAACGAUAACGAAAUUGUGCAAAGAGUCCUAGAUUCCAACCCACUUUUGGAGGCUUUUGGAAAUGCACAAACUUUACGGAACGACAACUCUAGUCGAUUCGGAAAAUUUUUGCAGCUUCAAUUUGAUCGUCAGCCAGGACAAUGUGUCCUCGCCGGUAGCAAAUGCGAGGUUUACUUGCUAGAAAAGUCACGAGUCACAUUACAUCACCCUGAAGAACGAACAUAUCACGUCUUUUACCAACUACUUGCUGCACCAGAAGAUGUGAAGCGGGAGAUCUGGGAAGGCUUUCAAGACAGUGACGCUGAAUCAUUUGAUUAUAUCGGUUGGUCUGAAACUGAUAAAAUCGAAGGCAAAACGGAUGCGGAGCGCUUUCAGAUGACAGUCGAUGCAUUGAAGCUGGUUGGAAUCGAAGGUGACACAUUGCGAACCUUAUGGAGAACAAUAUGUACCGUUCUUCAGCUCGGUAAUCUAGAAUUCGAGCCGACAUCUGACGAUGAAUGCCGAGUUGCUUCUAUUGAGGAGUUGGACGAUCUAAGCAGUCUCAUGGGCGUCCCAACCAGCGACCUGUCAAGGGCAUUUACUAUUCGCAACAUCAAGGCCAAAUCAGAAAAUUUUCAAGUCUUUAUGACCGCUGAGAAGGCACAAGAGUCCGCUGAUGCCUUUGCCAAAGAAAUUUAUGCCAAGACGUUUCUCUGGCUUGUCCGAUCUAUCAACAACGCAACUUGCGCGGAGAAGAACUACAAGCACAGCGAAGGUAGAGACUUUGGGAUAGUUGGACUCUUGGAUAUCUUUGGGUUCGAAUCUUUCGAAGUCAAUCGGUUUGAGCAGUUGUGUAUUAACUAUGCUAACGAAAAGCUGCAACAGAAGUUCACUCAAGAUAUCUUUAGCAGUGUGCAGGAGGAAUAUGAAGCCGAAGGAAUCGAGUUGGAAGAAAUAACUUAUGAUGAUAACACAGAUGUAUUGGACCUUGUGGAGGGGAAAAUGGGGCUGCUUGCAUUCUUAAACGAGGAAUGCAUGCGUCCGAAAGGAUCUGACAAGACGUUUGUGUACAAAGCCCAGGCCUCAAACAUGUCAAACCCCUGUUUUUUUCGAGACAAACAUGCCCCAGACUGUGAAUUUGGAAUUCGUCAUUAUGCAGGAGAGGUGGUUUAUGAUGCAGCAAACUUUGUUGUAAAGAACAGUGACACACUACCCUCUGAUCUUUUACAAUGCGCCGCAUUGUCACCGAACUACAUCAUUGCCAAUGAGUUGAACAACGAUUCAAUGACAAGCAUGGGUAACCGCCCUGACUCCAAAAUGAAACGACGGAAGCAACGAACCAGCCUACUCUCAAGCAAGCAAAUGACGAGAAAGAAUUCCAAUAUUGCUGCCGAGACUGUUUGGACGAAGUUCAGAAGCCAGCUUGGACGCCUCAUGGACUCUUUGAGUAGCACUCAGACGCGCUAUAUUCGUUGCAUCAAGCCAAACGCAGAAAAGAGACCAUUCGUCAUGGAACAUGAAACGACUAUCAACCAGUUGAGAUACGCUGGUGUUGUCGCCGCUGUCACUAUUUCUCGGUCCGCUUUUCCCAAUAGAUUGGAGCAUUUGGUUGUGUUGGAAAAAUUCAAGAGUUUGUUUCCAAAGGGUAACCACAUUAAAGUUCUCAAUGACCAGCACCAGGAUCCCGAGGAGCGCAUCUUCUCGGCGGUUGAAAUUCUCCUCACAAUUGCUCUAGAAAAAAUGGAGAUAAAGCGCAAUGAUACAACAUUCCGCGCCUUCGUAAUGGGCAAAAGCAGGGCGUAUUUCCGUGCUGGAGCUCUGGAAUUCUUGGAGGGAGAACGACUGAGGUAUCUUGGUGAUUUCGCAAUUGUCUUACAGACGAAGGCGAGAAGUUUUGUCGCGCGGUCGAAAUAUCGGAAGUUCAAGCAAGCAACAGUCUCCCUCCAAUCUAAUCAUCGUCGUCGUAUGGAUCAGAGAGACUAUCACAUGGCCAGAAAGUGUUUGAUUAAAAUACAAUGUUGGUAUCGCAUCCUCUGUGCAGCUCGAACAAUUGUACAUCUUAGGAGAAAGAAGAGCGCCACCAUCAUUCAAUCGAACUGGCGCUGCUACAUAGAUAAUCGGCAGUUCAGCAUUAUGAAGAGAUGUUCUGUUGUCAUCCAAACAGUGCUGCGAGGAGCCAUUCAACGACCGAAGUACCGAGAAUCUUUGUUGAACAAACGAGAGGAAGCGAAGCUCGAGAACCGAUUGGUCGCGCUGCAGCGAAAGUUGGAAGAAGCCGAAGUGAAGCGUGUAGAGGCGGAGAAAAGGGCAGAGGGUAAAGCAGCUGCCGCAGUUGAACAGUACAAAGAAGAACAAGAAAGCAAGACCCCUCUUUCUAGUGCGGUGGUUGAAGAUGGCUCUAAUACAGAGAAAGUAACUGAGCAGCCACUUGCUCAUGGGGCCCCAGUGGCAAUGGCCAACAGCGGAAGUAUCGACGAAGAAAGUGUUGAGCAGCAAAAGCUGAUGGACGAGAGCGGACGAAUGCUUGAAUAUCUCAGAAAAGAAGUUUUUAAAUUACGGAGCCACAACCAACAGCUCCGAACGGAUUUUGACUUGCUAAAGGAUAACAACCAGCGGCUGAUGGAUGCAAAUGCGUCUGCUGGGGCAUCAUUCGCUGCGUUGAACCAGCAUGCUAAGCAACUUAGCAAAGAAAAUGCCCAACUGGUGAGCGAAGUUUCAUCCACAAAGGCACAAAUGCAAAAGAUUCACAUGCUGCAAACAGAGCUCAAGGAGGAGCUGAGAAUGAAGCAACUGUCUUAUGUUAGCGAAGUUCAGUCAAGAUUCCAAUACCAAAAGGCUUUGCAGAAAGUUGCUGAUCUGAUUGAAGCAAGCUGUAGGGACUACAGACUGGUGCAGCAAGUGCUGGAAAUUACUGAUGAGGUCGAAAUGGAACAUAUGACUGCAGGCGGCAAUGUUACAUCACAUGAAAACGGCAAUGAGCAUGGACCUGGAGAGCCACGAUCAAGCAUUUUCUCAUACUUGAACCCGUUUUCAUCAUGA
Messenger RNA from Cylindrotheca closterium, 3753 nucleotides. The record is from the annotation of a GenBank genome assembly. Lineage: Eukaryota; Bacillariophyta; Bacillariophyceae; Bacillariales; Bacillariaceae.